AUGAGCGGAUUACUGAAGCUGUCGGCGUCGUUGCUGCCGAGAAGUCUGCCCGGAUCGACGGCGCUGAACAAGCUGGGACUGCCGCUUCUCGGCAAUCGCAAGCUUCACCACACACCGAACCGAACGGCCAAGAUUUCCAACGAAAUCUCCAAGCAGUACCCGUUGGUGGAUCACACGUAUGACGCGGUGGUGGUGGGAGCCGGCGGUGCUGGUCUACGCGCGGCUUAUGGCCUCGUCGCCGAGGGAUUCAAGACCGCAGUGGUCACCAAGCUGUUCCCGACGAGAUCGCACACAGUCGCCGCCCAGGGCGGCAUCAACGCCGCCCUGGGCAACAUGGAGGACGAUAACUGGCAGUGGCAUAUGUACGACACCGUCAAGGGCUCGGACUGGCUAGGCGAUCAGGAUGCCAUUCACUAUAUGACCCGCGAGGCACCGAAGGCCGUCGUCGAGCUGGAGAAUUGUGGCAUGCCCUUCAGUCGCACUACCGACGGCAAGAUCUAUCAACGCGCUUUUGGUGGUCAGUCCCUUAAGUUCGGCAAGGGUGGUCAGGCUCAUAGAUGCUGUUGCGUAGCUGACAGGACCGGCCAUUCAUUGCUACACACACUUUAUGGACAGUCGCUAAGCUACGAUUGUAAUUACUUCGUCGAGUAUUUCGCCCUCGAUUUGCUGAUGGAAGACGGCGAAUGUCGCGGUGUGAUCGCGCUCUGCUUGGAAGACGGGACGUUGCAUCGUUUCCACGCCAAAAAUACAGUGCUCGCUACCGGUGGCUAUGGGCGCGCCUACUUUUCCUGCACAUCCGCACAUACUUGUACUGGAGAUGGUACCGCUAUGGUCUCCAGGGCUAAUCUACCUAAUCAGGACCUAGAAUUUGUGCAAUUUCAUCCUACAGGUAUCUAUGGCGCCGGAUGUUUGAUUACAGAAGGUAGUCGUGGCGAAGGUGGUUAUUUAAUAAAUAGUGAGGGUGAAAGGUUCAUGGAGCGUUAUGCGCCGGUAGCAAAGGAUCUGGCUUCGCGAGAUGUGGUGUCUAGAUCUAUGACAAUGGAGAUUAGAGAGGGCAGAGGCGUCGGACCAGAGAAGGAUCACAUUUACUUGCAGCUACACCAUCUGCCACCUGAACAACUGGCCGCACGGCUACCAGGUAUUUCGGAGACGGCAAUGAUAUUCGCUGGCGUCGAUGUAACCCGGGAACCCAUUCCCGUCAUCCCCACCGUCCAUUAUAAUAUGGGAGGAGUGCCGACAAAUUACAAAGGUCAAGUGUUGACCAGAGAGAACAAUCAAGACAAAAUAGUACCUGGCUUAUAUGCGUGUGGCGAAGCAGCUUGCGCGUCCGUUCACGGUGCUAAUCGACUGGGUGCUAAUUCUCUAUUGGAUUUAGUCGUAUUUGGACGUGCUUGUGCUAAAACUAUCGCUCAAGAAAACAAGCCUGGCGAGGCGAUUGGACCCCUGAGACCUAACGCCGGCGAAGAGACGGUAGCUAAUUUAGACUGGAUCAGAAAUGCCAACGGUUCCAUCUCCACCGCGGAAUUAAGACUAACCAUGCAGAAGACUAUGCAAACGCACGCGGCAGUUUUCAGAGACGCCGAAAGUUUGCAGGAAGGCUGUCGGAAAAUGUCCAAUCUCUACAAAAAACUGAAUGAAUUAAAAGUCGCAGAUAAAUCUUUAAUAUGGAAUUCCGAUUUGAUAGAAUCGCUUGAGCUGCAAAAUCUCAUGAUCAAUGCAAUGCAGACUAUCAUUGGGGCGGACAACAGAAAGGAGAGUCGCGGUGCGCAUGCUCGCGAGGAUUACAAACAAAGAAUCGAUGAAUAUGAUUAUAGUAAAUCGAUCGAAAACCAACAACCAAAACCUGUCAAUCAACAUUGGAGGAAGCACACGCUGUCAAAGAUUAAUCCGAAAACAGGAGAGGUAUCUCUCGACUAUAGACCGGUGAUUGACGUUACGCUCAGUCAACAGGAAUGUGCGACGGUUCCGCCAGCGAUUCGUUCCUACUAGGCUAAUUCUACAGACAAUACUAAAAUCCAUCGCUUUAGGACUCUCAUCACCGAAUUUUGUUCUCAGCGCAAUUUUGUUCUUGAUCAUAGCCUAAUAUUAAGCAUUACUUAGAUCGAGCGCAAAGAAAUGGUCGCAACGACGAUUUUUACGCUAGAACUAUUGUUGCGCAGGAAACCUAUUAAUUAAUUUAUUUCAUACAUAUACAUACACGUACGAACUUCAUUAUGCACCAAAGUUGAUUCUUGUCACUCGCUUGCGCCGCGAGUCGCGCGAGCAGGAUUAAUGGUCCUCGUAGGAUGCCGGUGCUGAGAUUAUUGUCCUCUCGUUUAUAUGAGGGAGUACGCAUGAUCUCGAUCAGCGGAAUCGCCACUCAGUUCAAUAAGUAAUAGUCGAAACUAGAACAAUUCGCGGUAACGGAAGAAGGUUCAUAUAUAGGACCUUUUCAGGAAAUGUGCGUUUUCUCUCCUGUAAUAUAGUACAAUUCCGGUUACGACACGUUCUUAAUGCGCCAUCUCAAGCCAUAGUAUAACGUAUUCUCGCGUGCAGUGGUAA
Molecule: messenger RNA, 2541 nt
Organism: Trachymyrmex cornetzi
Lineage: Eukaryota; Metazoa; Arthropoda; Insecta; Hymenoptera; Formicidae
Gene: SdhA
Product: succinate dehydrogenase, subunit A (flavoprotein)
Exons: 9
Coding region: 1-1989 (662 amino acids)
Biological process (GO): mitochondrial electron transport, succinate to ubiquinone; tricarboxylic acid cycle
Cellular component (GO): respiratory chain complex II (succinate dehydrogenase)
Molecular function (GO): electron transfer activity; succinate dehydrogenase (quinone) activity; flavin adenine dinucleotide binding
Source: RefSeq, a predicted model, not a curated record